AAAAAAAAUAUUUAGUCUGUGGGUUUUGAAAAAUUUACGAUAAUCAUACAAUUAUAUAAUUCAAGUGUAAUUAACUAGAAGAAAACAUAUGAAGACGAUAGUAUAGUAUACUUAUGAUAGUGACGACAACCAUUCAAUGAAUAAUAGUAAUAAUAGUCCAAAUACGAUAAUAAUAAGACAUGACUCACUCUCAGACAAUAAGGUAGCAGCAACUUUACCAUUACCAAUACUUCCAAAAGCGGUACCUGAAGCCAAAGUUCAUUUAAUAUCAGGUGGUAUCGCUGGAUUAGUUUCUGCAAUCACUUUACAACCAUUGGAUUUGUUAAAGACAAGAUUACAACAACAACAUAAGAUUGAAAAUAAAUAUGUUAGAACCACUAUAACUGAAGAAUUAAAAAAAUUAACCCAAUUAAAAGAUUUAUGGAGAGGUGCUUUACCCUCGACUUUAAGAACUUCGAUUGGAGCUGGAUUAUAUUUCACAACGUUAUCUCAUUUAAGAUCAUCAUUAGCCACUUAUAAAUCGAAAACGAUAGCCACAUCGUCAUCAUCUACUUCUAUAUUACCUAAAUUAUCACCAUUAGAGAAUUUAUCCAUAGGGUUUAUAGCCCGUGCUACGGUGGGUCUUAUUACUAUGCCAGUUACAGUGGUUAAGACAAGAUAUGAAUCCAAUAUAUAUAAUUAUCGAUCAAUCCUCGAUAGUAUAGUAGGGAUCUAUAAGAAUGAUGAUUUAACUAAUAAAGGAUCAUUUAAGAAUUUCUUUAAAGGGUCCAUAGCUACAUUAGCUCGAGAUUGUCCAUAUGCUGGAUUAUAUGUGUUAUUUUAUGAAAGUUUUAAGAAUGAAUUGUUACCUAGGUUUAUUCCUGCUAAUGAUACAACUAAUAAAAAUGGAGCUCAAAUUAUAAAUUCAUCAGCCGCCGUUUUAGCAGCAAGUUUAUCAACCACCAUAACAGCUCCCUUCGAUGCUAUAAAGACAAGAUUACAACUAUCCGAUGUUAGAAAUGGACAACAGCAGAAAUCAAUCUUACAAAUUACCAAAGUAUUAGUUAAUGAAGAAGGAGGAAUUAGUAAUUUAUUCAGAGGAUUAUCGUUAAGACUUGGUAGAAAAGCCAUUAGUGCUGGUAUAAGUUGGUGUAUUUAUGAAGAAUUGAUCAAAAGUUCGAUAUUCUCCACUAAAAAGUUUUCCUAAUGAUAUUUAAUGUAUAACUUAUUCCAUAUUAGACUUGUAAAUAGCUUUAGAUCUAUAAUGAAAUCAUAUAAGAACAACUUUUCCUGUAUACAAACCCCACUCUCUUUUGAACCUCGGAACAAAGCAUCAUUUUUUUUUGGUUGAACUUCCUCCACCUUAAAACGACGAAGAAAAAGAA
Molecule: messenger RNA, 1364 nt
Organism: Scheffersomyces coipomensis
Lineage: Eukaryota; Fungi; Ascomycota; Pichiomycetes; Serinales; Debaryomycetaceae
Exons: 1
Coding region: 137-1186 (349 amino acids)
Biological process (GO): glycine import into mitochondrion
Cellular component (GO): mitochondrion; mitochondrial inner membrane
Molecular function (GO): glycine transmembrane transporter activity
Source: RefSeq, a predicted model, not a curated record